Hemicordylus capensis (graceful crag lizard) is the source of this 5747-nucleotide messenger RNA. RefSeq names its product protein kinase D2 (gene PRKD2). Bases 1002 to 3635 code for a protein of 877 amino acids. Gene Ontology annotation, biological process: protein phosphorylation. The record is from RefSeq and is a predicted model, not a curated record. Gene Ontology annotation, molecular function: ATP binding; protein serine/threonine kinase activity. NCBI's taxonomy places the organism in Eukaryota, Metazoa, Chordata, Lepidosauria, Squamata, Cordylidae. The transcript has 18 exons.
AGGGUCUAUGGAGCCCUGGACUUCAGACCAGAAGUCCAGGGGUAAGAGCGCCCCUCUGUACAUAAAUAGUGCUACAAGAUGACUUACCCGGUGGGGGCUUUGGGGACAAAGCAGUGCAACAGAACAUGGAGAGAUUUUUAGGGGUUUGUAGUGGCCACGAGGCAGAGACCCCUUUUCUCUCUCAAAAGAGAGUUUGCAGCAAGGUCCGAACCUGCCCCCAAAUGAGAGACAUCUUCUGUCCCAGAAACCUUGCCUGUUCGUUGGUGGUGUGCUGUGCGACAGAGAGGAGGCUUGGGCUGCAGCCCUGGCGCAGUGGAAUGGAAGAGGUUUGCAAUGGAUACGGGGCAAAGACCUUCUCCAUCGGGAAUUCUUUUCUUAUCCCGAAAAGAAUAAAAUGCCAGUGCCUAAAGAGAGAGCGAGCGAGGGAGGGGUGGGGGAUUCAAAUUUUACCGGGAAGCCUGAUUUCCAGAUCAGUAGAAGCUACUGGUGUGAUCGAAGACUCACACAGACACACCCUCGCUCAGAGGCGCCCUGUUCACGAGGGAGUCCACUCCCACUCUGGGCACAACUUUUGGGCCUGGCGCAGGACAGCGAAGCAAUGACAUCUGGGAAAGUUUGCAGCGGCCGCGGGGCAGGUGUCUUCCUCCUCCUUUCCACAGCUCGCCUGUGUGUGUUGGCGCGCAGGUCGUUCCGGAUCCACUCCGGAGCGGCAGGCGGGGUGUUGUGACUUCACCGCCGCCGCCCGCGAUUGGCUCCGCCGCUUGUCACUCAACGCACUUCCUUCUCGGGGAAAGGAGAGGGGAGAAAAGUUUGUUGGGGCCAGAGAGCCGCGCACCGCUGCCGUCGGGGUUGGCCUCUGGCGCGCCUUUGGAGACGCCGCGGGGACCCCCGGAGGCGCGCCGGGCAGGCGUGGCGCUCCAGUCUCCUCCGUCCAUGUGAGGGUCUCCCCCGGCUGAGGGGCAGAGAGGGGCGAGGGCGGCGGCGACUUGGGCCCCGUCGCGAUGGCUUCUUCCCCACCCGGUGGAGGCAGCAGCAGCAGCGGCGCCGCUUCUCCAUCCCCGACGUCCCCCGGGGCCGCUGCCACUGCCCCGGAGCCGGCUCCGCCAUGCGCGCUCCUCGCCGGGUCGCCCUGCCACGGCGUCUCUUUCCAGAUCCAGAUCGGCCUGACCCGGGAGUUCGUGCUGCUGCCCGCAUCCUCGGAUCUCGCCCACGUCAAGCAACUGGCGUGCUCCAUCGUGGAUCAGAAGUUCCCAGAGUGCGGCUUCUAUGGACUCUAUGACAAAAUCCUGCUCUUCAAGCAUGACUCGUCUUCUGCCAAUAUCCUGCAGCUGGUCCGAGCUGCCAGCGACAUCCAGGAGGGCGACCUGGUGGAGGUGGUGCUUUCAGCCACGGCCACGUUCGAGGACUUCCGGAUCCGUCCUCACGCGCUCAACGUGCAUUCGUACCGUGCACCGGCCUUCUGCGACCACUGCGGGGAGAUGCUUUUUGGCCUCGUCCGCCAGGGACUCAAGUGUGACGGCUGUGGGCUGAACUAUCACAAACGCUGUGCCUUUAGCAUCCCCAACAACUGCAGCGGGGCCAGGAAGCGACGACUCUCCUCCACCUCGCUGGCCAACUCUCAGUCCCUGCGCCUCUCCACCACGGACUCCUUGCCCUCUGAUGAUCUGAGUCGGAGCUCCAUGGAGACCUUCCCUCGCCGCCUGACCUCCGGGUACAUCGGCCGCCCCAUUGAGCUGGACAAGCUCUUCCUGUCCAAAGUCAAAGUGCCCCACACCUUCCUCAUCCACUCUUAUACGCGGCCCACCGUCUGCCAGUACUGCAAGAAACUCCUCAAGGGCCUCUUCCGCCAGGGUCUCCAGUGCAAAGAUUGCAAAUUCAACUGCCACAAGCGCUGUGCCACGCGAGUGCCCAACGACUGUCUUGGGGAGACGCUGUUCAACGGUGGCGAUGUGCCCAUGGACGACACCAGCGACCUCAGUGAGGCUGACAAGAACUCGCUUAUGGAUGAAUCGGACGACUCGGGGAUCAUCCCCGGUUCACACUCGGAAAACGAGCUGCAGGUGGACGAGGACUCGGAUGACAACAGCAAGUCCCAGGGCUCCAUGGGGUACAUACCACUGAUGCGAGUAGUGCAGUCGGUGCGGCAGACGACCCGCAAGUCCAGCACGGCUCUGAAGGAAGGCUGGGUGGUUCAUUUCAGCAGCAAGGACACCCUGCGGAAGCGCCAUUAUUGGCGACUGGACAGCAAGUGCCUCACCCUUUUCCAGAACAACACCAGCAGCCGCUACUACAAGGAAAUCCCACUGUCGGAGAUCCUGGCGUUGGAGGCAGUCCGGGACUUCUCCCUGGUGCCAUCGGGCGCCACCCCUCACUGCUUUGAAAUCAUCACGGCCAAAGCCACCUAUUACGUCGGCGAAAGCGGCACCUCCAGCAACGGCGGCAACCAUCAGCAUGGCGGGGACAGUCUGGAGCAGGCGAGGGCGUGGGAGAACGCCAUCCGCCAGGCCCUCAUGCCCGUCAUCCUCCAGAGCGCUCCUAGCGCCCAAGGAACGGCCCCCCACAGGCAAGCAUCCUUGCGGAUCUCGGUGUCCAAUAGCCAGAUCCAGGAGAACGUGGAUAUCGCCACUGUCUACCAGAUCUUCCCCGAUGAGGUCUUGGGCUCUGGACAGUUUGGGGUUGUCUAUGGAGGCAAACACCGCAAGUCCGGGCGGGACGUGGCGGUGAAGGUGAUCGACAAGCUCCGUUUCCCUACCAAGCAAGAGAGCCAGCUGCGGAACGAAGUGGCCAUCCUGCAGAGUUUGAGACAUGCUGGGAUUGUGAACCUGGAAUGCAUGUUUGAGACGCCCGAGAAGGUCUUUGUGGUGAUGGAGAAGCUCCACGGCGACAUGCUGGAGAUGAUCCUGUCUUCGGAGAAGGGUCGGCUCCCGGAGAGACUCACCAAGUUCCUGAUCACGCAAAUCCUGGUGGCCCUUCGGCAUCUGCAUUUCAAGAACAUUGUGCAUUGCGACCUCAAGCCUGAAAAUGUCCUCCUGGCUUCAGCUGAGCCUUUCCCCCAGGUGAAGCUGUGUGACUUUGGCUUUGCCCGCAUCAUUGGGGAGAAGUCCUUCCGCCGUUCCGUCGUGGGCACGCCGGCCUACCUGGCCCCUGAGGUCUUGCUCAACCAGGGCUACAACCGCUCCCUGGACAUGUGGUCGGUGGGCGUCAUCAUGUACGUCAGCCUGAGCGGCACCUUCCCUUUCAAUGAGGACGAAGACAUCAACGAUCAGAUCCAGAACGCCGCCUUCAUGUACCCGCCUAACCCCUGGCGCCAGAUCUCGGUGGGAGCCAUCGAUCUGAUCAACAACCUUCUCCAGGUCAAGAUGAGGAAGCGCUACAGCGUCGACAAAUCGCUCAGCCACUCCUGGCUACAGGACUACCAGACUUGGCUGGACCUGCGGGAGCUGGAGAGCAGGAUGAGCGAGCGCUACAUCACCCACGAGAGCGACGACGCCCGGUGGGAGCAGUUUGCCACUGAGCACAGCCUGCCCUAUCCCGAGCACCUGCGGGUUCGUCGGCUGGAUGAAGAGGAGGAGGAGGAGCAGGAGGAGCAGGAGGUCGAUAUGAAGGUCUUGGCUGUGCGGGUCAGCGUGCUCUGAGGACCCCCUGCCACUGGAUGCACGGACGAUGGACAGGCAGAUGGCCUCUCUGUGUGCAGGGCGUGACCUCUUCCUUGACUCCGGGGGGCCUAUUUUGGAAUGAGGCAACCGCUCCCCCUGCUGGUGGCGGCCGGGGUGACAGGCUGGCUCAGGAUGCACCUGUCUCCACCCCAGAUUCUCCACCGAUUACCCUGUUGGGGGGGAGACUGGGGAUGGGGCCGGCGAUGCUCCAGCUCGCUCCCUCUGGGGGCACGGUGGACAGCCAGAAGCUGGAGGACCUUUGGGGAGCUGUGUGUGGUGGGCGAAGGUGGGGAGGCCAGUUGGGGGCUGUUCUGGUGAGGCUGCAGGUUGUGAAUGGGGAAGAAGAGGAGAGCCUGGUGGCUUCCUGGGAAUGGUGGCUGUUGCGGUGACGUUUCUGAGGUUCAUUCACUGCCGGGGAGGUGGGUGGGAUUAGUUGUCAGUUUAGGGAGGCAACACAGAGGAGAGGAGAGCUGGUCUGGUGGGAGCCAGCAGGACUUGUCCCCUUAGCUAAGCAGGGUCUGCCCUGGUUGCAUAUGAAGGGGAGACUCGAAGUGUGAGCGCUGGAAGAGAUCCCCUUAGCAGGGGAUGGAGCCGCUCUGGGAAGAGCAUCUCGGUCCCAAGUUCCCUCCCUGGCAGCAUCUCCAAGAUAGGGCUGGGAGAGGUUCCUGCCUGCAACCUUGGAGAAGCCGCUGCCAGUCUAGGUAGACAAUACUGAGCGAGAUAGACCAAGGGUCUGACUCAGUAUAGGGUGGCUUCCUAUGUUUCUAUGUUCCUAGAGGGGGACUCUGUGUGUUCACUGGAGCCAAGGACGCCAUCACUGGCUGCAAAGCAGGAUGGACUUGUGGAGUCACUUCUGCAGGCCCCUAGCCAGCCUAAAUGUUUAGCGGGGUGCCCAAUAAAAUGGGGGGGGGCAUUUUUACCACUUUAGUUGCUCUCCAUAGCAUUGCAAAAUAGCAGUUUAAAAAUUGUUUGUAAAAAUGUUAGGGGGGCAGUGAAAAAUUCCGGACUCCCUUAGCCCCUCUGGUGAAGGACACAUGGUCAUAUGACCAGCUUUCAACCUCCAUCUGUACCAGCCUGCCAAAUGGGCUUCUCGUCUCGCCCUCCCCAGGCAUUGCAUCUUUCUACCCGCAGCCCCCACUUCCCAGCAGCUCAGUGCCUGUUUUAAAAAGUUACUGUCAGAAGCAGGCCAGAGCUAAGGAGACGGAUGCCUUGUGCCGGAAGCACGAAGAGCAGCCUUUUUCCUCCUGAAGUAGGCGAGAUGUCUUUCAGGAAAGCUUGUCCACUAUUACUGAUCUUCUCAUUGAUGGACCCUCAGGUUCUUUGAGGAGAGCUGGUCUUGUGGUAGCAAGCAUGAAUGGUUCCCAUUGCUAAGCAGGGUCUGUCCUGGUUUGCAUAUGAAUGGGAGACUCUGUGUGAGCACUGCAGGAUACUCCCCUCGGGGGAUGAGGCUGCUCUGGGAAGGUCCCAAGCUCCCUCCCUGGCGGCAGCAUCUCCAAGAGAGGGCUGAGAGAGAUUCCUGCCGGCAACCCCGGAGAAGCCGCUGCCAGCCUGUGAAGACGUUACUGAGCUAGAUGGACCAAGGGUCUGACUCAGUAUAUGGCAGCUUCCUAUGAGACGCAGUUUGAAAGGUGCUAGCAUUGAGAAUUACACUCUCUCCUCUCCAUCCCUGGGUUUGUCACUGCCUCAUAAGGUCUCUGCCUCCCUGAUAUUAGCAGUCCUGGGCCAGGCCCACACAACCUCCCUGAUCUCCUGGCUUCCCCUCUUCUUGUUAGCUAACCCUGGUGGGUCAGGUCUUGUCUCCCGGCUUCGCCUUCCUCUGCCUGCUGACCCAAUUUCCCUAGGACACUUGCACUGACCACAGAAACAUGAAUGCGAACUUUUGGGAGUGGUCUUAGGAGGAGGUCUCCCUUCUGGGUGCAGGAGGAAAUUCAUGCCCAUGCCAGCAGCUGGGAAGGAGAGAUUCUCCUUUUUGCGUCCCCGGGGCAGGAGCUGAGAAUCUAGCCUCUUUUAUCAGACAGCGGUUGCUUCUUGCCUGGAAUUUUUCUCUUUUAAAAAAAAGUUAUAUUGUAAAUAAAAAUGCAUAUACAUCUC